Alligator sinensis (Chinese alligator) is the source of this 675-nucleotide messenger RNA. RefSeq names its product tropomyosin-1-like. The record is from RefSeq and is a predicted model, not a curated record. Lineage: Eukaryota; Metazoa; Chordata; Crocodylia; Alligatoridae. The transcript has a single exon. The coding region runs from base 1 to 675 and encodes 224 amino acids.
AUGGCAGAAGAAGCCAAGAGGAGCAGAUGGAGAGAAGAGAAUCUGCAAGACAUGCAGAGGGAAAUGUCAGCAUGGAGGGCAAGAUAUGAUGCACUCCGAGAACGAAACCUAUUCCUGGAAAAGGAGUUGGAGACGGGGGUGAGAGAGAACGAGGAGUUGCAGUCCCAACUGCAAAGUGUGGAGGUGGAAAAAGGACACCUGGAAGAACAGGUACGGUCCCUUGAAACCCACCUAGAAGCCAGCUCAGCUAGAGAGGCAGCAAUUAACGCAGAAAGAAAGCAGUCGCAGCUGCAAAGGCUGACCCUAAGGCAGCAGAUUCGGGCCUUGGAGGCAGCCAAUAAAACCUUACGAGCAGCAGGUAGUCAGACGGCUACAAAGGGCCAAGACUCUAGGGAGCUGGAGGGUCCAGAGGUGACAAGUACAGCAACCCAAACGGGAGCAGUGCAGGAGGACCUGGAAGGCUGGCAAGAGCGUUGCUUACAAGCGGAAUACCAGGUCAAAGAACUGCGAGAAAAGCUAAUAGAGAGCUAUGCCCAAGCAGAAAAAACAGGGAAAGCGAUAACAAAGGAAAUAGAGAAGGCCAGUCACGAGGCACUGCAAGAUCAGAAGCGGUCCCUCGAAAUGGAGGUAGAGGUUAAAACAAGGGAGUGUGUGGAGUUGCAGGCCCAGUGGUAA